UGUCUCUAAAAACCAAAAAAAAAAAAAAAAAAAAAAAAAAUGCAGGGGGGAAGUUAAGCAGAGAGGAUGCAAUGUGGCAUUUUGAGUGAUCUCGGGGAUCUCGGUGCCUCAGGAGCGAACACAGGUAAGCGCAGCCUCUGUGUUGGGAGUGAGUCCUGGCUUAUUAGCUUUGCUACCUUCGUCCAAAGACCAUCUUGGAGUUUUCAUUCCUCCUUGCUUUGGUGAGGAGAAAACAGAGGGAAGGCUUUUCCUCCUCCCUCUAACAGCGCUUUCAUGAAAACGGUGUCAGGAUGUUCAGUGGGCGGUGGUGGCGCACACGCCUUUAAUCCCAGCACUCGGGAGGCAGAGGCAGGCGGAUCUCUGUGAGUUCGAGGCCAGCCUGGACUACAGAGUGAACGCCUGGACAGACUGCAGAGCUACACUGAGAAAUUCAAAAACAAAACAAAAGAAACAAACAAAAAGCAGACAAACAAAAAACCAAAACAAAAACAAUCAACCAAAACAUCGCUUUCCUUUCUUCUCCCUCUCCUUUAAGGUUGAAGGCACUCAGUAUUCCAACCAGGCCUCAGGGAUAACGGAGCAGAAAACUCAGGGGCUGGUACCCUGCAGAGAGCAGCCUCUUGUAGUCUGGGGCCAAGGUUUGCCCUGGCCACAUUGAAAGAAAGGCCUCUGCCUCCCGAGGUCUCUGUCUUCUUCCUUCUCUCCCCUCUUCCCAGGAGGAUCCAGACACCUUCAUUCCUCCUUGUCCCACGCCACUCUCGCCUCAGCCCCAGAUUUCCAUUCACAUUGUCCUAUUUGCGUCUGCAAUGUUUCAAGCCCUUACCCACCUCUAGGAUGUUGAUUAGGCUACCUCCCUCCAGACCCUUGUCAUGCCUAAAAGGCUUUCCCAGUUACAGUUGCCUUCCUGUCCUCUCCAGUCUCCCCACAUCCACAGCAACUCUGCGCCCCUCCUACGCCAUAGCGUUGAUCCCUGUACUUCACUGCACUUGCUAUGAUAACCCUAACUUACCUUUCUCUUUGUCUGUCAUCUGUCUCCCACUGUAAGCCCGAGGAGCAAGAGGCAUGCCUGCCUUGUCUUCUUCUCCAUUUCUAACACUCAGAAUGUCAGAGCCUGGCGUGUAGUAGAUGCUCAAUGAAUACUUGGUGAGGGGAUGAGGGACAUGGGAGCUGUCACUAUAGGACGAUGGAGUUAUUCUUGGGGCGGAGCCUUUCCUGGACCCUUACACUCUUCACCUGUCAGCUCCAUGUGUCUCCCAGCUCAAACUGGCUUCUCCCUGAAGGUCAUCAGUCUCCUGGCCUUAAUUGUUCUGUAGUUAACAAUUGUACUAAAAAUAGCGGGCUGGAGAGAUGGCUCAGUGGCUGAGAGCACAAACUGCUCUUCCUGAGUUCAAUUCCCAGCACCUACAUCAGGUAGCUUACAACUGCCUAUGACCCCCAGCUCCAAGGGGAACCUCACACCUCUGACCUCUGUGACCUCCGAGGGCGCUUGCAUUCAUGUGCACACACUCCACCUCCCCACAUGUACAGAUAAUUAGAAUAAUACAAAUAAAUCUUUAAAGAGUGAUUAGCAUCCAGGGUCAUUAUCACUACAAAUCAGAACGUGGGAAUAUUAUGCCAGGGGUCUCCAUCUUUGCCGCUGCUGGGUCCCUGGUGCGCAAGGACGUCGGUAUCCUAACAACCUGUGUCCUGGCCUCUUAUAAGGCGAGUGGCAAUGAGCGUAAUCCCGUGGAUGCUGCACUGUUUCAGGGCCUUAGGUCCAGGGCAGCUAAUCUUCUUGGCAUCUCUAAGGUCACUAACGUCAAUGUCACCCUUCCCCUCAGGAACACAUCCACUAUACCACAUCCACUCUUACCAGUGAGGAAGGGUGUGCACAAGGAGCAUCCAAGUCAUGAGCAGACUGAAAUUCCGAGGCAGCAGGUGAGGGCGUGCGUACCCUUUUGAUAAGCAGUAGGGUAGUUGUAUUCGAACACACUGCAAGCCCCAGGUGCUUUUCCAAGCAAAGGACAGAAGAUGUAGCUCAUCACGUUUCCCCCUGCCCUUUCCUGGCAGGUGCUCAGGGGCACAGGAGUAGGGAUUCCAGCCCUGUUUGGCCAUCAGGUCAGGCCCAGGCAAGCGGGGACAUGUUGGGUGGGUACUCUUAGUGUCAGAUCUUGGUCCAGUGUUUCUUUGCUCCCGCCUCCAGGAUUCUCCCCAUUGCCACCCCCACGCCCCCAAGGAUUCCCUGGAAGCUGAGAUGACUCAGGGAUUCCAAAACUAGUCACCCCAGGAGGAAACCCUCUGGAAAAUGUUUCUCAUGGCAGGGAGUCACCCUAAAGAGUCCCACAAUGCUACUAAUGAGAUAAGGGUUAGGCUGAGCAAGCAGGGUGGGGUAGGGUCUGUGGCUCGGAGACUAGGUCCAUGGGUCAGCUUGGUCAUUGUGGUAUGGGGAAAGCCACUCCUGGGGAAGACCGUGCGCUUACAGGGAUCUCCCAUCUUCCUUCCAGAGGUUUCCUCUGGUCCGAGGUACAGAGGCAGAGAGAGACCCCGAAUGCCUCUUGCGAAGGACAUUGUCCCAGUCACCCAGGCCAGUUCCAUUCUGCAGUGUCAGUAGCUGAGACAAGGAGCUGCGAUCAUUUUCAGCCUGAAGAGCAUCCCCUUGUGCACUGGCCAAGGUCUGCUUCCUAGGGUCGUGACUGGGAGAGACCCGUAUGAGUCCUGCUCUUUGAAACAGCACGGCUAGCUACUAGCUAAAGGACCCUAUUCUGGGCUUGGGGUUGCUAAGGAACACCACAAGCCACCUGAGGCCAUGUGCCAGACAAAAGGCUGGGAAACAGGAAGCUGGAACAAUGGAUCCCAGCCAGCCGGGCCGAAUGCCAACGUGGGCAGGAAUGCCCUGUGGUCUUGGAUAGGUGUAAAUGAAACAAGUCCAGCCCAAGUCCAGGUGAACAGGGACACAUCCACUGUGGGGGCUCCCUUCCAUCCACAGCCAGCUGAGGGCUGGCUCAUGCUAGGAGCUUAGGUUUGGACUUAUUGAGGGUUGGAAUAGAAAACCAGCUCAGAGUCUUUCUAACUGCAUAAUCUUGGGUAGAUUAUUAAAUGUUGUUGGGUCUCACUUUCCUCAUCUGUAAUAUGAAGGCUAUGGUUUUCAUGUCAUCGUUUUAUUAUCAGGGCAGAGUAAGAUGAUGUGGCUAGGUUCAGCACCAUGUCUGGCACACUCAAGUGCGUAGGAGUAAGACCAGCAGUGCCUACAGGGAGAUGGUACCCAGGAGCACUGAGGCAAGGGUGGGCACGGGCAUCAGCUGAAGGUAUUCUGGCCUUAUUGUUCUUCCUAAGUGUCCUAACCCUGGCCACCCCAUGGUUUCUCCUCAGUGCCUCCCCCUCUUCCAGGCCCCUAAGAGUCACCAAAGCAGUUUCUUCCAACUCUUGAGACUGUCCCCUGUUGCCAUGACACCUCUCCUUUGAGGCUGUUUUGUCCUACUGCAUCUGAAAGAGUGGUCUUCUGUGCUAUACACCAACUAUUCCUGGUUCCCUUUAUUUACUUUCUGAUCCCUUGGUUACUUCAGGAGUAUUUUCUGAGGGAAAGCACAUGCAAAUCAGUACACAUUAUUCUAGAGACAAUGUGUGUGAGUGUGUUGGGGUGGGGCAGAGGUCCCUGAGCAGACAGAGAAAGGCCCGCAGGAAGAGUGAACGCUGGCCAGUGUCUGCGCAGUCCUCGCCAGCAGACUGGAUCUUGACUGACCUGUGUCUUUGGAAUCUGUCUUCUGGAGUGCACUUACUCCCACCUGGCCAAGAGGGCCCUGUGAGAGUGUACAGGCUGAGUGGGCUCCCUUGUUACCUGAGAGCAACAGCUGUCCUUGCUGUGUCCCUGGGGUCCUGUGAGCAGGAGCGAGACCUCCUGCUGGGUCUUAGGUAACACAGUAUUCUUUCCCCCAUGUCCCACGUUCUCAUUUGUGCAGUGUGGACAAUCGCCCAUAGGUUUCCGUCAGUCUUGCUCACCCAACCAGAAAACUCCUGCAUAUGCCGUGUAGCACUGUCUGGUGAGGGAAAAGGGCAGGGAGAGUCUAGGGACAGGGAUGGCAACAGGGUAGUAAACUGAGGGGGCCAAGGGAAACCGGGGCCAGCAGUGGGCAGUAAAGGAGACCUCAUACUGAUAGGUGAUGGUGCUCAAGAGAGGUGGAGUCGUAAAAAGGAGGGGGAUCAGAGAACACUGAGGAUGGAGAUCAAAAUGAUAAAGAGGAGGGAAGUGUUCAUUAAGACAGGUGAUGGGAGCUGGGCAGUAGUGUCUACACACACCUUUAAUCCUAGCACUCAGGAGGCAGAGGCAAAUGGAAAUCUGUGAGUUCGAGGCCGGCCUGGUCUACAGAGUGAGUUCCAGGACAGCCAGGGCUGUUACACAGAGAAACCCUGUCUCGAAAAAUAAAAAAGAAAACCAAAAACAACAAAAAGACAGGUGAUGGGGACAUCUAGUAAGAAGAGGGACAGCUGGAGGUCAGAUCCUGCGCAGGAGUAGCGAAAGUCUCAAAAAACGGUGACCCUGGAGGGGACACCAGAUGACAUUCUUUAAUUUGAGGUAGUAAACCAACCAGGAAAAUUCCCAUCAUGACAAUUCACAGAGACAGAGGCAGAAUUGCAGAGUGUAAUACUACGACCCCCGCCCGGAAAGUGCAAGGAACACUUUACCCAAUGGGCUUCCAGGCUGAUAAUGAUGGCUGUUACAACUUCCAUGAGGGCAGCAUUUAAACAGCUUUUGGCAACACUUCCAGGUUUUAUGUUAUUGUUGGUUUUUUUUUUUUUUUGGAUUUUUUUAAAUCUUAGGUCACUCCCUCCAAAAGAUAGUGGAAAUAAAUUUGAAUAAACAAAACAGGUUUGCUGAAAAUAAAAGCAGGACACCUCAACUGAUCCAGUCAGCCUACUUCCAGAAGGACUGUCAGGCAGGGUAGUCCCUGUGGCUGAGUGAACAGUGUCCGGCAUGUACCAGGUUGCUGCAUUCCUGGCUGUGAUGGUGGGACACACCGUCAGUUCCCAGGUCCAGAGUGACUGCAGCCACUGGCCCAGCUGCUGCCCCAGCAAAGAACAAGACUCCCUUGAGUUGCCCAAGCUGAGCGCUGCAUCUGUGUCUCCCCCAGAACCUCUGAGCCCCACCUACCACCCAGAAUCCUGCAAGGCCAGCAACGAUGGACCCCUCAACAGGAGGGCCAUCUCUCCUUGGAGUUAUGUGUUGGACAGGGACUUGAACCGGGUCCCCCAGGAUCUGUACCAUGCGCAGUGCCUGUGUCCACACUGUGUCAGCCUACAGAGGGGCUCCCACAUGGGCCUCAUGGGCAACUCAGUACCACUCUACCACAACCAGACGGUCUUCUACAGGCGGCCAUGCCACGGACAGCAGGGCUGCCGUCAUGGCUACUGCCUGGAGCGCAGGCUCUACCGUGUCUCCUUGGCUUGUGUCUGCGUGCGGCCUCUUGUAAAGUCGUCUUAGUCACGCUUGCCACCUUCCUGAGGCUGACACCUUGCAUGGCCAUGGUAGGGCUCAAGCCCUCCAGAGCCCUACCUGAAGCACCAGAGUCCCGGGACAAGAUGGAGAACUUGGGAGGAACCCUGACUUUUGCACUUUUUGAAGAACUUUUGGGAAGGAGCAGUUUCAGUUUGUGGCUGCUGGAAGAUGCUGUCGUGGCAUUCCCUCUCAAAAAAGGUCUCCAAAGGCCUGCUGAUGCCUGGAAGCCAGGCUGCUGGCCCUCCCUUCCCUCUGAGUUCCCCGGUCCAGCACAGGCACUUUCUCCAUUUUCCCCGUUUGCCCUUCAUUUUGCUGGCUUGUGAAUGCCAACUCUGCAGGCAGCCAGUCAUAAUUCCUUUGAUGUGGAUAAUUCGGAGGAGAAGAGAGCUGUUAUUGAACGUGAGGAGAUUUAUCCGAAUAAAUAUCUGUGUUUAAAAAUGA
Messenger RNA from Mesocricetus auratus (golden hamster), 5911 nucleotides. RefSeq names its product interleukin 25 (gene Il25). Gene Ontology annotation, cellular component: extracellular region. Lineage: Eukaryota; Metazoa; Chordata; Mammalia; Rodentia; Cricetidae. The record is from RefSeq and is a predicted model, not a curated record. Gene Ontology annotation, molecular function: cytokine activity. Bases 4949 to 5455 code for a protein of 168 amino acids. The transcript has 3 exons.